Molecule: messenger RNA, 744 nt
Organism: Closterium sp. Naga37s-1
Lineage: Eukaryota; Viridiplantae; Streptophyta; Zygnematophyceae; Desmidiales; Closteriaceae
Source: the annotation of a GenBank genome assembly
AUGAACCCCCACUCCCUAUACUUACCCAUUUCACCCCCUCCCUCCAUGACAUUCCCCCCCUUACCCCCCUUGAGGUCGAACCUCUACUCUCCCACGAGCUCACCCCACACCCACACCCCCUCCUCGCUCUCUCCUCUCCCAGCAGACAGCGCCCCUCCCCUGGCCUAUCACACACUCCUCUCAAGCAGGUCGCUCUCCACCCCCCUGGUCUCUUCUCUCCCCGUGGCUGGACCUCCGCCCACCCCCACCCCUUUCCUGCGCCUUCCUCCACUCCCUGCACCUCCCUUCCCCCACUGCCAACUCUUCCCGACGGAUUACCCCUUCUCAGACCUUACCCUCAUCCCCCCCUCCCGCCCCACACCCCCAACCCGCUCUGCCCCCUCUAUACCUGGACCCUCUUCCAUCCCCAUGCCCUCCCUGGCCCGCCCUCCUCCCCUUGAAUGUCCCUCCCUUGCAGGCAACAUUUUGGGGAACCACACCACGCCGACUGCCUUCCACAACGACCCCAGUCUCAUCUACAUUGGGCUGGACGACAUGGUCAAAUAUUGGACUUGCGCGCUUUGCGAUUUCACCUGCGGCGCUGCCCUCGACAACGCCAUGGAUCAUAUUCAGUCCGACCUGCACGCCACCCGCGUGAAGGCCUCUGUCCGCCGCCCGGCUGCCAGGGAAGCCAUUGGCCCUUGGCGCGCUCUCACCCUGCUGAAGAAGGCUCCGGUGGCUGCCUUCCUUCACGGACGUGCUUAG